GACACAGCCCGCCCAGUCCAACGAACCCGAGCCCGCUCCCGGCGGCGAUGCCGGCGAUCCGGCAGCGGCGGCUCUGAGCCUGCCUGCCAGCCAGCCACUGCGCAGAGUGGAAUCGGCAGUGGCCGGUCGAGCCAUGCUCGCGGCCGCCGCCCCCGUCACCAGAUUGAAGCGGGAGGACUGCCCCCGCACCAAGCACGACUCCCUCUUCUCCCCAUGGAAGGUUCUUGUCGGGCCGUUGGACUGGGACGACCACUCCGCCGGCAAGGAGGGGGUCCAACGAUACCGCAUCCGUAACCUCCCCGACAACUUCCCCGGUCUCUACGAGCUGGGCGUUUCCAGAGCGUCCGACGAGGGCGUCAGGGCUCGGCGGCAUGAUUCGGGAGGCGUCGUCGUGGUGUACCUCGGGCAGGCAGAUAAUGUCAGGGCGAGGCUCCAGCAGUAUGGCCGCACGGGUUCGCAUUUGGACACCGGGAAUUCGUUGGCUUCUGCUGGUAAAUCUGAGACGAUUGCGCUUGCGGCUGGGCCUGGAUUGUUCAGAGAAGUGUUCUCCAGAGGUUACUCCGUGGUGUUUCGAUGUACGCUGAUGGAUAAUAAACAAGAAGCUGAGAAGACUGAGGCUCAGCUGCUGAGAGUAUUUGACUAUGCAUGGAACAAGCUUCAGAAUGGUGCUUGUCGCCGUGAAGAAAUACUGCUCAAGUUAGAACAGGGAGCAUUCAGCCAUAGACCAUCUCUACUUAGCAGAGUACGUCACAUGAAGCAAAAAGUAUUUGGAGAGAAAGCAGGUAUAAAGAUAAAGGGAAGUCGGUCCGUUGACACUUCGUCUGGUAUUAUGAGAAGUAUGGUCCCAAGAGUUCGUACGUUUGUUCCCUUCAGACCUCGACUAGUUAAUUCUGACGAAAGUGGAGGCGAGGCAAUUCAUAUUCCCUGGAAGAAAACAUCUGAGGCUAACACCUGUGGUAAUAGACAAGCACAUAGAAGGAGGUCUGAAGGAUACAAAGUAAAGAAUAUCGAUGUUGCAAAACGGAGAACUGUGCCAAUACAAGAUUCUAACUCUGUUUGUGGAGUUGUGCUGGAAGAUGGUUCUUCUUGUCUGGAGCUCCCAGUUCAAGGAAGGAAGAGGUGCACCUUACACAAAGGUAGAAGAAUCAAAGGCUACCCUAAAUGCUCCUUUUCUAGCUAUCCUUGCCAAGUUGAGACUCCAAAUACUGAAUCCAUACCUCGACUAAUUGAAAAUUUGAAAAACUCAGAUCAAGCGCAGGAAAGUGAACUCAUGUCCAAAAAUUUGGAUACAACUAUGAAGGAACAGUUAAGGCAAAGCAGUAGCUUCGAAGCAAAAGAGGUGAAAACUGGAGAGGCUACUACAGAAGAUGGAGCAGAUGAAACCUCUAGGGAUGCUGGUAUCUGUGAAGACAAGACUUUUCAUGCUGAAUCUGAGUCCCAGGUGCAGCAGCCUUCUGGGAGAAUGUGGUUUGAACUUAUCAAAGCACAGAAGAAAUCGGCCAGCUUACACUCAUCAAGAGGACCAGGAUGUCAUGCAAGAGUAGCAGAUGACGUAGCGCCUAUCUGUGGAGCAAUGAUAGAUAAUGGAUCCUACAAAAUGGUGCCGAUUGCAGAAAGAAAAACAUGUGAGGAGCACACAGGAAUGAAGGUCACCGGUGCUUCGUUUUCCAGAAGCUCAGGAUGGCCGUGUACCUGUGGCGCCCGUACAUCAGAUGGUUCACCUUGUAUGAAUCAGCCAGUUGAAGGGAGGAAGAGGUGUGCAUUGCACAUAGGGCAAAGAGCGUCAUGCUCCCCUUACACCAUCGGUUGAAUGGACAAAACGGUUUCUUUCAUUCAGUUGUUGUUUUCGCACCUUAAGUCAGAAGAUUCAAAACAAAGAAAACUGAAGUUUUUUCCUAUGUUGAGCUGAUUUUUUUUUUGUGCCAGUGUUGAUUCGUCAUUCAUACUUCUUGUCAACCAUUUUUUUUUUUUUUUGCGAGCAAAACACUACAGAUUUUGUAACUGUAUUUGAUGGAUUUGUAGAAAACUAAAUAUGGAUCUCUUACCCUGAACAUUUUUCAUCUAAUGGGCUUUGGAGGUACUUGUGGAGCAUCAUAA
Phragmites australis (common reed) is the source of this 2097-nucleotide messenger RNA. RefSeq names its product protein EFFECTOR OF TRANSCRIPTION 2-like. Gene Ontology annotation, molecular function: DNA binding. The record is from RefSeq and is a predicted model, not a curated record. Gene Ontology annotation, biological process: regulation of DNA-templated transcription. The transcript has 3 exons. The coding region runs from base 134 to 1810 and encodes 558 amino acids. Lineage: Eukaryota; Viridiplantae; Streptophyta; Magnoliopsida; Poales; Poaceae.